GAUUGGCAAUUCCCUCGCAGCUGGCAACCCACUCGAAAAUCGCAAUAACUUUGGAAGAAUUUUUUCAUCGUGAGAAAAACAGAGAAAAUGAGUGAUAGAUCCGGUCAUUUUGGAGUGAAUGGUGUGAAACCCAGUGGAAUGGUUAAUGGUGAAGUGAAACAGCCCUUUUUGAUUGGGGUGGCUGGUGGAACGGCAUCAGGAAAGUCAACGGUAUGUAAGAGGAUUAUGGAGCAACUGGGGCAAGCUGAUAUGGAUCACACACAGAGACAGGUUGUGUGCAUAAGUCAGGACAGUUUCUACCGCGAAUUGACUGCAGCUGAAAAGGCCAAAGCCGAGAGGGGUGUGUACAAUUUUGAUCAUCCUGAUGCCUUCAAUGAGGAUCUCAUGCUGAAGACACUGCAAGACAUUUUGGCCGGAAAGAAGGUGGAAAUUCCAUCGUAUGACUACCGCUCAAAUUCCCUUCGUCCGGAACGACUCAUCACCAUCUAUCCCGUGGACGUGGUGAUGUUUGAGGGCAUUCUGACCUUCUACUUCCCAGAAAUUCGAGAUUUAUUCCACAUGAAGUUAUUUGUGGAUACGGAUUCGGACACUCGACUGGCUCGUAGGGUACCACGGGAUGUCAAUGAAUGGGGCAGAGAUCUGGAUCAAGUGCUCAACUACUAUCUGAACUACGUGAAGCCCGCCUUUGAGGAAUUUUGCUCACCGACAAAAAAAUUCGCCGAUGUUAUCAUUCCACGAGGAGCUGACAACACAGUGGCAAUAGACCUUAUUGUGCUACACAUCGGCGAAUUGCUUCGUUCCGGAGGCUCCACAGCCAAUCUGCCGCCUCUUUUCCCCAUGCAACGGCGUGAUCGAGAGCACUAAUAUCGAUUAGAUUUACUAACUUAACCAAGCGUUAUACACUUAGUUUACUACUUAAAGAAAAUGUAUAAACCUCCCUUUAGAGGUGGCUUUUACUAUAAAUAUCAUUUUUUUUUUAGUUUUUACCAAUUGUAUAUCAAAUAAGUGAAAUGUAGUUGAAAAUGCUCUGUAAUAAUUAGUCACGCAAAAUUUGCUGUAAAAUCACCAAAAAAGUAUCUGUAGUUUAAUGUUUUUUUUUUUUUAUUUUUUAUUAAAGAACAUUGUGUUUUUAGCAUUUUAACUAAUAAGAAAAAAAAAAGUUCUUGUAAGAUUUGUCUUUUGGACAUUUUAUGAUAUGCGUUUUAUUCUUGUUUCUCAUUUAAUUAUUUUCUUUCUUUUUUUUAUGGUAGUCAGAGCAUUGAUUUAUUUGCUGUAGAAAAUACCGAUCGUCAGUGUAUCAAGGGUAAAUUUUUAGGCGUUCUUGUAUACACGAAAAAAAAACGUAUUUGCACAAUUUAUUGAAAUAAAACAAAGAAAAAACAGGGCGAAAUUUGUUCUGAUAACUCUCAAAUUAUAUCAUUCCCGAUUUAUUUAUUUUUUUCUACUUGUACUGAAAUUUUUUUCUGGAAGAAAUGAUCUGUAAGAAGUUUACUUAAAAAUACUGAGAAAAAAAUGUUGUAAAAUUAAUUCAAUCAGUGAUUUUCUAUUUUUUUCCCUUUAAAUGUGAAAACUAAUGAGGAUUGUCCUACUCUGAAAAAAAAUGUUUUGUCAAAUUAACAAGACAAGUUUGUAAAAAGGAUGUUCUUCCAUACAGAAUAUGGAAAAGUUUUGUCAAAUCGGCGACCAACUGGAUCUUGUUAAAAGUUUGUGAAAAGGGUGUUUUUCCAUAUAAAAUGCAAGAAAAAGUUUUGUCAAAUUGGUAAAUAACAUCCUUUUGACAAAAUUUCAACAAAAUCCAUUUGUUCCUUUAACAAAACAUUUUUUUCAGAGUAUGUUCUUAUUUAUAUUCUAUUUAAAGUUCUCUUUUAAUGGGUUACGUGUGUCAAAUAGACUAAAAAAAAGAAUAUUUUCUCUCAUUCUUUUUCAACAUUUAUAAAAAAUGUUUUUAAUUCAAGCUCUUAAACAUAUAAAAGUGCAACAUUAAAAAUAUUCUCUGAAAUUUUAAUUUAAAAAUUCAGUCGUUGGGACCUGAUUUUUGGACACGGUAUUAGAAAAAAAUUAAGUGGGAAAUAACUUGAACUAUGGGAUAAAUUAUACCGGAGGCCGCUAAAAUCCCGAAAGGGCCAAAAUCCCGAAUGUUCUUCAAAAUCUUAAAAGGAAUGAAAUUAUAUGGAGAAUGAUGUGUAGGGGAAAGUGGGGUACCUUUGAAUUGGGGCGCUUUAGAAAAUUAGAUUUUUUCACCUAUUUUUAAAAAGAACUGAGCUAUAUCUUAAUGUAAUUUAGCUUAGCAGUUUGUAAAGUUAAAUUAUAGUAUCAUAUCAAGGUUCAGUUCAAUUUAAAGAGAUGCCAAAGCGUCCCAGCAUUACUGAAUGCUCGAACUCAUGAGAUAGAGCUCACCGUGUAGUUUUUUUGCAUAAUCUUUUGGUAUUACUGAUCUACCAAAGAUCAAAUUGAUUCAUAAAUCACAAAAGCAUUUGAAAAUAAAAAAAAUCGGUACUUAACAUCGUUAGCAGCCGGGUUAGAAAUUUCAAUACCAUUCCAAAAAAUUCAAAUUUAACUAAAUCGGGUGAAAAAUGAGCCUUCCAAAGUGGUUGACCUUUGACAUUCAAUAAUUCAAAAUGGCGAAUUUUCUGGUCAUAGGUAUGUCUGGGCGAAAUGUUCGCCUGGACUAGCUCUAAAUAUCCAAAAAUCAUUGAAAAAGCUUGGGCAAAUUUUGAGAAAAACCGAAAAAAAUGGUUUUUAGAGGUGGGGAGGGCAAUAGGGGAAAAACGUCUAGGGAUAUUGUUUUUUUUAUUUAUGAUGAAUUUUAAACAGACGGCUUAUUGAAGUCUUCCCAAGGAAAUUUACAAAGGAAAAUCGAAGAUUUUCUUUAUCAUUAAAAGCAAAACUGGAAACUAUUAUUCACUCUCUGACAACUAAUCAAGAAGUUUAUCAGCUAUCUAAACCACCUAAACCAUUUAAAAUCCUAAAAAUAGGAUUUGAAUAGAACUUAUGCUGAUUAUUCAUGUUUUUAGUCAAAAAACGUUUUUGUACAUUUUGUCUAAAUCUAUCAAAAUCGUUAAAAUCCGUGCAGAAAUAGACUAAAGAACAGAAUUUCCUUGAACAACUGUUCCUAAGUAGAUUAUUUCCUAAAAAUCUUAGUAAAAAAAUUUAUUGUUAAUGUUUUUCAUUAAGGCAAACACAUAAAUAUUGGAUUAGAAUGAGGUUUUCGUGAUUUUUCGAAAAAAAAAUCUUGUUUUUUGUUUUCGAAAAACGUUUCUUUGGGGUAUCCCCAAAUUUAUCAUUCAAUUUGGCCCUUAUUUACUUAAAUGCUGGCACCGCCCUUUGACAACGGUCGAUGCAACCGACGAUAUGCUACAAUCCGGAAACAGUUAAUAGUUUUAGUAAGACAGAAAUUGGAAAAACAAAUAAACAGUGAUGCCUUCGGAACACCUUUUAGCUCGGUAUAAUUUCAUGAAAUCAAAAUUCACUUCUCUUUCUCUCUCAAAAGAAUUGCAUAGGUCUCUCUCACGCUUUCGGCCUCAAAACUGAACUGAACUAAAUUUAAUUUAGUGUGAUGUUAAAAAGAAGAAGAAGAGUGCGAAAGAGUGGGAUAGACGUAUGGAGAGGCUUUAAGAAAGGGAUGUGAAUUUUGACUUUAUGAAAGUUUUUGAUCGAAAAAAAUUAUGGAGCUAAAUAAUAUCACGAUAAAGUUCAGUUCCAUUUAAAAAUAGGAGAAAUAAUUCAAUUUUGAAACUGCCCCAAUUCAAAAGUGCCUCACUUCCCCCUAUUAGUAUAUUUUUUCUUCUUUCUCAUUAGUAAAACAUUCAUAUUAAUUUAAUUUUAUGAAAUUAACAAUUAAGUUAUUAAAACAUAAUACGGAUUUGUAAACAAAACCACUUCCGAACCAGUAAAAAAACCAAAUUUUAAAAUUAUUUUUACAAAUCAUUUCUUCUUGAAUACUGAAAUCUACAAAAAAAUCAUUUUUUUCCAUUUUCUGUAUCUUACCAUAAAAUAUUACUCACUGAAUGUGAAUAAAAAAUUAUUUAAAGAGAAUAUUUUGUCGUUUUUUGGACAAUUAUUAUGGUAUUUUUGUUAAUUGAUUUAAAUGUGUUUUGCAGUCGCUAUUGAACUGAUCGUUGAGCAUAUUCGGGAAUUCCUCAACAAUCGCUCUUCCGGCAGGAGUCAAGACUUCAAUCUUUCAUCUGCCGCUGCAAAACCUAAGAAGCCAGACAACAUAUCACCCCUCCAGAGGCUCCAUUGAAUUGUUCGCGGAAGGAACUGAUAUGUACAAAUCGUUUCGAAAAAAAUGCCUAAUCACGUGAGAAAGAUUCUGACCAAAUGUUUGAUAUUUCAGCACCAAAAAAAGAACAAAAGGUAAUUUAGAGCAAUAAUAUCGCAGAAUUUAUCAUUUGGAUUUUAAUAAGUUUUUGCGCGCGCUCUCUUUAAGACUUUUUAAUCACCAAUUUCUAGUCGCAAUUGGCUAUAAAGUAAAAUUAUAUAUUAUUUUACUCACAAGUUAUCUUUUUGAAUUUAUUAUUCACCAAAAAAUUAUCUUGAAUAUUUUGAGAACUGAUUAUAUUUACUCCCCUCCCCCCAAAGAUAUAUUUAUUAACUAAGCUUCAGCUUGUUAGAUUCUAUUGAGUGUUUUUUUUUUGAUUUGGCGAAGAGAAGUAAACAAAUUAAUUUUGUAAUACUUUUUUUCAUUUGAAAAUUACUUUUUUGGAAUAUUAUUUUGGAAAAAAAAAAUCAAAAAGAAUUUUCUAUAUUUAAGAUGUAUUUAUAGAAAAUAUUGUUGUUAUAUAUCUGAGAUAGAGAAAAAAUUGUAGAUAGGAAUAUAUUUUAAUAAAGAACGUGAUUAAGUUUGUUUUGUGUUGACAAAAGAAA
Molecule: messenger RNA, 4866 nt
Organism: Phlebotomus papatasi
Lineage: Eukaryota; Metazoa; Arthropoda; Insecta; Diptera; Psychodidae
Gene: Uck
Product: uridine-cytidine kinase
Exons: 5
Coding region: 88-864 (258 amino acids)
Cellular component (GO): cytoplasm; cytosol
Molecular function (GO): ATP binding; kinase activity
Source: RefSeq, a predicted model, not a curated record